This is a messenger RNA of Clupea harengus (Atlantic herring), 6368 nucleotides long. It is a transcript of the gene sh2d3ca, whose product is annotated as SH2 domain containing 3Ca. Gene Ontology annotation, biological process: small GTPase-mediated signal transduction; positive regulation of peptidyl-serine phosphorylation. The record is from RefSeq and is a predicted model, not a curated record. The transcript has 12 exons. Lineage: Eukaryota; Metazoa; Chordata; Actinopteri; Clupeiformes; Clupeidae. Gene Ontology annotation, molecular function: guanyl-nucleotide exchange factor activity; phosphotyrosine residue binding. Bases 1957 to 4080 code for a protein of 707 amino acids.
CUCAUGAUAUGAAUGGCCCGUCAUAAGUUAGUAUGAUGAUGUAGAAAGAAACUUACUGGCCGUGUUUUAUUUAUUUUAACUUGAUUUAUGUGGGAGUAAAAAAAUUAAUAUUUUUUUUUUUUAUUACAUUUCAAUUUUAAUUUUACUAGCUUUAUAUUUUCUGUUGGAUAUAAAAGGGGUGUCUGGUUGUAGACUCUUAUUUGUAUGAAAACUUGCAAUAUCAUAGUAUCGUUUAGUGUUACAAUGCUAUGAAUAAGCGUACAUCCAUGUAAUCUUAAUAAUUGUUUUAUCUUAACAAGGGCAUACAUUUUAUUUUAUUUGCCAAAGAAUUAACCAAAGGCAUGCUCUUAUUACCUAUGAUGCUCUAAUUUCCUCCAGGUCAGGUAGUCAAUCUGUAAUUAUGGAGGCUCUCUGUAGGGUGAUGUCAUGCUAAGAAAUAUUCAUUCUUACCAAAGUUGCUGCUACACUUUGUUUGUGGAGGAGUUACCCGUCGGAAGAGUCAACCAUGGAAAGAAAAUGAACAUUUCUUUCAAGAAACGAUAUAGUAACAAUUAACAUGACAACUCACACUGGCACCCUUACAUCCUUAAAGAACACCAUAAAACAUCACCUUUGUGGUGUCCUAGGGUGGACAAGACCGGUGGAGCAUUCAAAGAGCUGACAGGCUGUAAGAAUAAAAUCCGAAUGGCACGUCUUGUUCUCUAUGCUCCUACUGCAUCAAAGAAAUGGUGUCCCUCAUAAAAGUGGUGAACUUCACGGGAGCAAAUGUACAGUACAAGUAUGUGUAAUGGGAUUAACCCAGGAAGCUGGCAAAGACUUGUUUUUACAGUUAAAAGCGUACAGUAUCGUGCAAUAGGAGAUACACCGGGGGGUUCCUUAUCAAGGCCAUUAGCGAGCGCCUCACGGCAGCACGAUCACCAAUGGGUGACAACUGGAUCCACAGCUGGAGUGGGCCACACAUAACUCCAGCAGGGCACUCUGAACCAAUCAAAUGGCGUGGGCUCGCAGAGGGGCCAGAAGGCCUCGCUACACCUCAGUCUCACAGUAGGGGCUUCCAGUCCCUCUGAAAGGGCAAAUCAAACCCGAACAAUCCUGAUGUCCUAUAGGAUUACACACAGAUCAGUGCAUUUGGACAUGCUUCCAAUAUGGCCAUGAUUUAAAAUACAGGGGAUUAUCUUUCUGUACAUUAAUCUUUUUUUGUGUGUGUCUGUGUUUCGUAUUAAUGUAUUUUGCAUUGUACACAUUUGUAUACAAUUUUCUACAACUCAAGACCAUGGGCUUUUGUAUGGUGACUGCAUGUAAUAGCAAUUGUGUUCUGAGUCAAUUGUUUUAAUAGGCUAUUUUCUGAAUCUGAAAAAAAUGUCCAUAUAAUGACAGGACAGUCAGAACUGUAAAAAAAAGUCUGACAUGUAGAAAUAUGUAAGAGAUAUUCUUAUGAGAAUUCAAAUAUUUACUUUAGCAGACAUAACUUGAUAAGGACGAUUCAAACACACAUACCACUUAAGGAACUAGAUCCAUGGCCAGCAGAAGGAAUGUUUUCAGGGGCAACACUGUGGAGCCCUGUGAGUCAGGGCUGACAUCAUCCUUGGCUCACAUGCCUUCACUUUGAAUGGGGUAGCGAACAGAAACACUGGAAGCAGCCCAGCCAGUCUCAAGCCACGAUAACCAACGCGGACUGACCUCACCUCUCAAUUAACUCGCCGCGCCAAGGUACGCAGCGGGGAUCGAGCAAGUUGGCAGAGAACGGUUACGUAACGGUUAGUCACUCAGCUUGUUCUCUGAACAAAGAAAGCGCUUCAACUCUGUCCGUUAAGUUAGUGUCAACGCUGUUUCCUCGAAAAGUCGUACAGCACUUGAGAUUGUUGACAGAUUGUUGAGAAAUUGAAGAGUUUUUCAGCCGGGAAGCGAGGACAGACACGACAAGAGAAGUCUCUGUUGGAGAAGUCUGCGCGGGGCAUGGGUUUGAGCCAAAUGGAGCCUUCAGGCAACCAAGGGGAGUACGUACAGUUUUCCAAGGAGAAGUACCUGCUGGAGUCUCCGCCAGAGAAGCUGCGCAAGGAGCUGGAGGAGGAGCUGAAGCUGAGCAGCAGUGACAUGAGGAGCCAUGGCUGGUACCAUGGACACAUCCCCCGCGAGGUGUCGGAGACCGUGGUCCUGCGCAACGGGGACUUCCUGGUGCGCGACUCGCUGGUCAAUGUGGGCGACUACGUGAUGACCAGCCGCUGGAACCACGAGGUGCAGCACUUCCGCAUCACCAAGGUGCUGGUCAAGAGCAGCGAGACGCAGGUCCAGUACGUGCUGGAGGGCCUGGAGGGGGACACCUUUGACUCCGUACCCGCACUAGUGCGGUUCUACGUGGGCAACCACCGGCCCGUCUCCCCCCAGAGUGGAGCCCAGAUUUACUGCCCCAUCAACCGCACACUCCCGCUGCGAUACCUGGAGGCCACUUUCGCACUGGCCAAUGGCAGGCCGGGCGCAACCCACUCGCCAUCCAAUCAAAGAGGGGCGUAUAUCAAGAGGCGGAGCGUGACCAUGAACGACGGCCUGACCGCAGAGAAGGUUAUUCCACACAGCAAUGACGAGCCCAUGGAGCCCCCAGAGGCCCCGCCCCCCGAGGCGGAGUCUGAGAGAAUGGUGGAGAACAACAGCCCCUCCACCAUCCACAACCAUAAGGAGUCGAUGAGGAGCUGCGCCCUGAGCAUGGAUCAGAUCCAGGAGUUCCGCUGCACCCUCUCUCCCGUUGGAGAGGCGCCUCUCUCCCCCGCAUAUAGCGCUGUGUCCCGGCACAGGCAUGGCUCUGGCGGGCGCAUCCUGGCUGUUAUCCCCCCCUCCCCGGCAAUCCUACGGCGCUCAAGCAAACCCCACCUCAGCCCCUCCGCCUCCAACAACAACCUCCUCCCCGCUGGGGCCCAGGCUUCGCCGGCCGCCCACCCACACCCACACCCACAGGGCCCUCACCCGGGUCCCGACCCAGCCGGGAGCUACUGCGAGCUCCGACCCCACCCCUGCGCCCCUGCCACCCCCUGCAAGAGCUACGUGGAGAGACUACGGGUGGAGGAGGGCCGGGGCGGCCUGGGUGUGGGUGGAGAGGCGGGCGACGCGGAGCGGGAGAAGGAGGGGUUCUCGCUGCCCCUGGUGGAGACAAGCUCGUCACUGUGGCCGAACCGGUACCAGUCGGUGCUGCUGCCGGCCGAGAACAAGCCGCUGGAGAUGAGCGUGCUCAAGAAGGUCAAGGAGCUGCUGGCCGAGACCGACGCCAGGACCGCUGCCAUGCACAUCACCAAAGCAGACUGCACGGUUGCUAGGAUACUGGGCGUUACCAAGGAGAUGCAGCGGAUGAUGGGAGUGGGGUCUGGGCUAGAGCUGCUGACUCUUCCGCAUGGACACCAGCUGAGACUGGAUCUACUGGAGAGGUUCUACACCAUGUCCAUCAUGGUGGCGGUGGACAUCCUGGGCUGCACGGGGAGCACUGAGGAGAGGGCCGCCCUCCUGCACAAGACCAUCCAAAUGGCAGCCGAGCUAAAGAGCACCAUGGGAAACAUGUUUGGCUUCGCCGCCGUCAUGAGGGCCCUGGAGCUACCGCAGAUCUCGCGGCUGGAACAGACAUGGAUGGCCCUAAGGCAAAGGCACACUGAAGGAGCCAUCCUGUACGAGAAGAAGCUCAAGCCCUUCCUGAAGGCCAUGAAUGAUGGCAAAGAGAGCUGCGUCCUCUCCAACACCUCCUUCCCACCUGUUGUUCCCGUGUUGUCUCUGCUGGAGAGGGGCGUGGCCGUGGGGGAGGGGCUAGAGCCCUGGGAGAGCGUGGAGGCAGGCGUCGACGUGGUGAUGAGUCACCUGGAGGCGGCCCGUACCAUCGCCCAUCACGGGGGAAUCUACUGCACCAAUGCAGAGACAAAACUAAAAGAGCUGCAGGAGCGUGCAGAGCUCCUUGAGAUCUUCUGCACAGAGUUCCAGAUGCGUCUGCUGUGGGGCAGCCGCGGCUCAGAGGGCUCCCAGGCCGAGCGCUACGAGAAGUUCGACAAGGUCCUCACCGCCCUCUCCCACAAGCUGGAGACCCCUGUCCGACACAGCGAGCUAUAGCACUUGAGUCACCCCCUUAACCUUAACCUUAACCUUGACCUUAACCUUAGCCCCCUUUCCCCCCAUACUCAGCACAGAAACUUGCAGUGGUACAAUCCCAUCAGUCCUUCUCCUUACUGUCACUCCCAUGCAUCUGGGCUGGACCAAUAUGGGGGUGUUGAGAGAGAGAUACUGAACUGAACAUGUGGGAAAGAGGGAAAGGAGAUCGAGAGGAACAGAGAGAGAGAUCGAAAAAGGGGAGAGGCUUGCUGAGGCACAAAGAGGACCGUUUGCAUCACAUGUCUUACUGGACCCCUUCUAACAAGUCACAGAAAUGCAUUGUGGGAAAUCAGGUAACAAGCCUCAAGAAGAACGACGUGUGGGGGGAAACACGAGUGUGUGUUUCCUGAGAGAGAAUGAUAGAAUGGAUGAGUGUUGCUGUGUCUCACCUUGGACUACACCUAUGAUUCCCUGCUUUGUCCAGUUUUUCCUUUUGUUUUGUCGAAGACUAAAACCCUGACAACAGUGGCUACGGAACCUUCCAGAAGGUCAUGGGUCAUGUUGAGGGUGAAUGACUGCGUUGCUGAUGCUCCACCACCUGCUCAGACACGGUGGGGAAAACGAUGAGGAGGCGACACUCGUCUCUGACAAAGUCACACACACACGUCUGAAUGUACGUGGCCAAAUCAUGCAAGCAGAUAUAUUUGAAAGGAAACCCUGCUUGUGUGUGUGUGUGUGUGUGUGUUUGUCUCAUUAUUUGGAUUUUUUAAGUGAUUUGAUGAUCAACUUUCUGAUGGAUUCUUCUGUAUGCUUUACAAUUGUCUUUGAUUUUCAUAUUUGAUUUUAUUUGAUUCUAUUUUGACAUUUAUCUCUUCUGUACUAUGAUAAAAGUGGAUUCCCUCUGCACCACGGGCUUAAUUUCUACCAGGUGUCAGCAUAUGCCAAAUAACAAUACAUCAGACAGACACACAUAUACACACACACACACACACACACACACACACACACACACACACACACACACACACACACACACACACACACACUUGCAAACUUCUACCCUAACAUUGUGUAAAUGAUUGUACAGAAAUGCAGGUCUUGCUCUUGUUACUGACUUGUGACCUCUGACACGUCAUGUUUUCUGUCACGAAGGGCAUUGAGUGUGAUCUCUGACCCGGACACACGUUUGAGCGUGAUUCAAAACCAGACUUUAGUAGUCACUGCACACUAAGAGUAGUUCUCAGACUGCUAUUGGCUAUUGUCAGAGGCUGGUGAAAAUGUGAAGAACAGACUUCUGUGGGAGACAGUGAUCAGAGUCCUCAGGGAAGUGUUUGUGUGUGGCUGUGAGUGUGAGUGUGUGUGUGUGUGUGUGUGCAUAUGUAUGUAAAUAUGACACAUCUAUGCUUGGCUUGAAGGUUUAAUGUGCAUAAUUGUGGCAUUCGAUCAACAAUAACAACAACAACAACACCAGAUUUGUAUGGCAAGAUAAAGAGGGCUAACUUGAUGCUUUGUUAAUGCGUGUCUUAAACCCUUAAACCAGGGGAGCAUAGACAAUUCCCCACUCCUGAACUAAAUUCACCAUCCCUUCACCUGUGUGUCGACUUUGCGAUGUGGUUUCACCAAUUGCACUUAGCUCAUGCUAUUCAGGUGCCUGACAUUGCAUUAGUGUAAGAGUGGAGGUGUGUGUGUGUGUGUGUGUGUGUGUGUGUGUGUGUGUGUGUGUGAGUAAGAGAGAAGAGGGUGGGCUUGCAGAUUGGAUGUGGAAGGUACAUAGUCCACAUGCAUGUACACACAUAAGACUCCAAGAAACAUUUCUGCAUAACACAGUUCAGGGAGGAAGGCGUCUGUAAAUCCACUUGCUAUUUACUUGCACGUCCAUCUUACAAUGUAGAGUGUAGUCAGCUGUUUUGCUGUUGUUUCAGGGGGGGAGGUUAUUAGUGGUGAACUUUGCAGAUGAACACCGGCUUGGAGUUCUUCGCUGGGACGACCAAGGAGUACUGCACGUACUUCCCCUUGUGGCCACAAGGGAGCGUAAAUGAAGAAGCAAAACAUUUUAAAAUAAAAUGCAAUGAGGAUGGGGUCUACUUGAGUGUUUUGAAAUCUGGAGACUGUGACGUGUGUUUCUCACAUAUUGUACAGAUGACUGUGUGUGCUUAUGUCAUUUUGUAAAUAGACAGUCCUGAAUGAACCUUCAAAGGAACGUGAAAUAAGUGAUCACCUUUUUCUUAUGUGCUGUAAAUAUUCUGGUAUGUCAUAUUUUUUUCAACCUUUUUUCCAGGAAAUAAACCACAGUAAGCUUGUGAAAGCAA